CGCCUCCUUCGGCUGAGUGGGGCGGAGUCGUCCGCGCGCGGCGCUGUCAACAGAGUCUCGCUUCAGUGUCGCCACCAACACCUGUCCGAGCGCGUCUCGCUCGUCCGCGACUGCGUGCAUGCGUGUGCCGUGUUCACCGCGCCGCUGCCGGCCUUCCGCCGGCCGAGAACUCCCGUGCGUGUGCGCGCGAGACGCCAAUAUGACUGCAGCCGGCAUCCGCUGAAGCGUCCUCUGCAAUCCCCACCGCCCUGAAGAAGCUGUCUACGGACCACGAAGACACUCGCGCUGCGCCUCUUCAUUUUCCCCCCCGCCAAUUUCGUCGUGCUCGGGCAAGGGGCGGACGCGGUCAAAGGAUUGACCAAUCAGCGGCCGGCGAUCCAGGUGCCGCGGCUGUGGAAUGUCCAGCGACCAGCCGGGCGGCUGUGACCGCCUCAGUUCCAGCGAGGCCAGCGACACCAGCACCAGCAGGAGCGCGAGCAACACCAGCGCGGCCGACGCGGACGUCGACGGGGCCACCGCCAUGGGGAAGCCGCAGACACCGCCGCACCUGCGCGCGGCCGACGCCAAGGGCCAGCUCUCGCCGCAGGCACCCUCCGCCGGCUACCACUUUUACGCCUACGAGUCGACACAGCUUCAGCACGCCGACUUUGCUGCGUACGGAUACCGCCCGAGCGACCAGUUCGAGGGGCAGGCACACGGGCAGUCGGUGGCCAUGGUGCAGUCGCAGCAGCAACACCAGCUCAGCCCGCUGGGGCAUCACCAGCAACAGUUCAACACACUGGACCACCACCACCAGCAGCACCAGCUCAACAUCCUGGAGACACCACUGCAUCACCACCACCAGCAACAACACAGCCCACCAUCUUCUCCUGCAGACGCCACCUACCUCGCACAGGACUCCUACCAGUACAGAGUGGACUUCUCGCGCGACUGGCAGUCAGCACCAGACCAGCAUCAGCUCUACCAACAGCACCAGCAGCAACAACAACAACAGUAUCACCAGCAACAGCAACAACAACAGCAGCAGCAGCACGCGCUAGUGGCCUCUAGCUCGGCGCGCAGCCCGCUAGCUCCGGGCAACGGCUGCAACAGCGUGAACAACGGCAACAACAGCGAUGAAGAAAACAACCCGGUGGCCGCAGCGGACAACGGCAACAGCACCAGCAGCGGCGGCAGCGGCAGCGCCGCCGGUGAUCGCAACAACCUCGUCACGGUCGUCGCCUUCGCCGAUCUCCAACAACGCAACACUGAGCAACAGUUGAAUGCUUACGUUAAUCAUCACACCGGUAACACCAGUCUGCUGUCCAUCGGGCCUGGCUGGGGAAAAGCAGUCUCUGCUGCUAUUUCAGGAGGAGCAUCUCAUCGUAAUGACCAAGUGAAUUUUAUCACAACUCAGGAGCAACAGUGGAAUAAAUAUAUUAGUCAUCAAGCCGGUAACACCAGUCUGCCACCCUGUGAUUCUAUUUGGGUAAACGCCAUCACUAGUGCUGUAACAGAAGCAGCUUCUCAUCGUGGUUGGGGAAAUGCAAUCAACAGUGCUAUCUCAGCAGGAGCUUCUCAUCAUAAGUACCAAGCAAAUUUUACUGCAGCUCAGGAGUAUUCCAACCAGCUACCGGCUGCUUUACAACAGACUUGCUCCAUUGCGGCAUCGAUGGGCCACGCCUCCUUGGCACCCAGCAGCUAUGUUAACACACAUUCCGUGGGACCUCCGAAGCCUCCACUGCCAGUUAUCACUUCCAGCAGUCCUGCCGUCACAGCAGGUGCCAAACCGGUGUCAGUUUCGGCCUCAUCAAGCCCGACGAGGCCCUCGACCGGUUCGGGGCCGACGAUCAGCAAGCGGGCCCGCACGGCGUACACUUCGCAGCAGCUGAUCGAGCUGGAGAAAGAGUUCAGCAUCAACCGCUACCUCUGCCGCCCGCGCCGCAUUGAGCUGGCUGCUCAGCUGGGUUUGACUGAGCGCCAGAUCAAAAUCUGGUUCCAGAACCGUCGAAUGAAGUACAAGAAGGAGAAGAAGGCCAAGGAAGCAAUGGAAGCUGCGGAGGCAGCAGGCAGUGACCAGGAGCUCUCCGCCCACCGUCGUCAAUCGUCAGGACGCAGCACACAUUCGCAGCAGAAGAGAACGUCAUCUCCCCCACCUCUAAAGGGCCUGGCCAACCCUGGGCCAUCAGCUGCCAUAUGUGCUACCAUGCCAACAGCAGCAGCAACAGCAAUUGGAGGCGGUGGGGGAUGUACACUUGACGGGUAUCAGAACCCAGGUCCAGACUUCAAUGAGUUGCUCGUGACACACAAGCCGGUCCAGCAGACUCCACACGUAUCACCUCCAGUACAGAUAAACCCAAACUUUACACCAACCGAGGCUUAUGACAGCUCAAAUUACUUCUCACAACAGAUGCAGUAUGACUACUUACAACCAAAUGUUUCUGAGGAUAGGCUGCAGCAUUACCAAAUGCAUGUUCCACCACAAGUAUAUCAGCCAACAUUCCAGUCAAUGUUGCCUGCAGGCUUUCCACAGCCAGAUGACCUUCUGUCGGUGCUACCUGGCUCUUCCAUGGACAUCAAGCCACCGGUAAUUCAAAAAAUGGAGCAUAUGGAUACAUACCAGGAACCUCUGCAGGCAGGUUUGGUACCCGCAUACAAGCAGGAGAUUUUCUGGGACCCCCAGGAUCAGCAACAGCAGCAGCAGCAACAACAACAACAGCGCCCACCACCCGCAUAUCCGGACAACUAUGCUGAGAAUAACAGCAGUGCCAGCUACUCCACUGUGUCACCGCCGAGCUUGACGGAACUUUAAAAUCAGGGUUUGGAUGCAUUACCAAAUGCAUGUUCUACCACAAGUAUAUCAGCUAAUGUUCCAGUCAGUGUUGCCUGCAGGCUUUCCACAGCCAGAUGACAUGCCGAUGCUACCUGGUUCUUUGAUGGGCAUCGAGCCACCGAUAAUUCAGAAAAUGGAGCAUAUAGAUACAGAGCAGGAACCUGUGCAACCAGGUUUGGUAUCCACACACAACCAAGAGAUUUUCUAGGACCACCAGGAUCAGCAACAACGCCCACCGCCUGCCUACCCGGACAACUAUGCUGAGAAUAACAACAGUGACAGCUACUCCACUGUGUCGCCACCGAGCCUGACAGAACGUUGAUAUCACUGGUUUGGAUGCAUUACCCAAUGCAUGUUCCACCACACGUAUAUCAGCCAGUGUUCCAGUCAGUGUUGCCUGCAGGCUUUCCACAGCAAGAUGACCUUCUGUCAGUGCUACCUGGCUCUUCCAUGGACAUCAAGCCAUGGAUAAUUCAAAAAAUGGAGCAUAUGGAUACAUACCAGUGUUUGGUACCUGCAUAGAAGCAGGAGAUUUUCUGGGUCUACCAGGAUCAGCAACAACAUCUUCCACCCACAUAUCCGGACAACUGUGCUGAGAAUAACAGCAGUGCCACUUACUCCACUGUGUUACCACCGAGCUUGAACAAACUUUAAAAUCAGUGGUUUGGAUUACAAAAUUUUAUUUCAGGACAUUGCACUGCAUCCCAUAUUCAUGUAACUUGUACAUCCAGUGCUUUUUAUAUUUUUCAGUAACGGUAUUGACUAUAUUCAGAAUGUUUUUUUCCUUAUUGAAAUUGAAAGUGAUUAAUUACAAUAAUUUAAAUUUUUGUGAAGAAAUUUUGGAUCUGGUUUGCUGCUACUUCCUCUAACACUUCUUCUAGAAUUGGUAGAAAUAUGUUGAUAAUUUCCCAUUUCUUUCUUUGACCUCUCCUUCAACAUAGGCCUGACUUCAGCACAUCAACAAAGCAUCCCUGUCCAAAAGAUUAGUUACUUACUUGAUUUAGAGGAGUUGGUAUUAUAUGACAGCUGGCUUCAUUCACUUUAUUCCAUCCCAGCAAGCAGAGUUAUUAUGUUUUGAUAAUGAUAUGUUAAUUUGUACUUGAGAUAUACUCAACUUCUUGGUACAGCCCAAAGUGUUUACUUUGCUUUGAUACUCCUCUACAUCAACAUCUGACUUUGUCACAGUCAUGAAGAAUUUAUUAAAACACUUUGGUAUUUGAGCUUGGUUAACAAUAAGGCUGUCAUCUACUUUAAUCUUAGAUAAUUUGUGAUUAGUAAUUACUUUCUAAACAAAAUUCAAUAGGCAUGACAUGUUAACUAAUAAAACAGAACUGAUGUACAAAAGUGAAGACUAAAAUUUUUGUACCUUGUAACCACUAUUCUAAGGUAAAUGUAAAAGUAGUUUUGUAAGUGGAAAAUAAACGUGUUUAUUAAACGA
Schistocerca gregaria is the source of this 4250-nucleotide messenger RNA. RefSeq names its product alpha-protein kinase 1-like. The transcript is spliced from 9 exons. The record is from RefSeq and is a predicted model, not a curated record. Gene Ontology annotation, biological process: regulation of DNA-templated transcription. Bases 398 to 2791 code for a protein of 797 amino acids. Gene Ontology annotation, molecular function: DNA binding; DNA-binding transcription factor activity, RNA polymerase II-specific. NCBI's taxonomy places the organism in Eukaryota, Metazoa, Arthropoda, Insecta, Orthoptera, Acrididae.